Messenger RNA from Styela clava, 3035 nucleotides. RefSeq names its product cytochrome P450 4A7-like. The record is from RefSeq and is a predicted model, not a curated record. Lineage: Eukaryota; Metazoa; Chordata; Ascidiacea; Stolidobranchia; Styelidae. Gene Ontology annotation, molecular function: iron ion binding; oxidoreductase activity, acting on paired donors, with incorporation or reduction of molecular oxygen; monooxygenase activity.
AUGCUAACAAGAAACAAGCAUGAUAGUGUUAGCACGAUUUAUGUUCAUAUUUCAGCAUCCUUGAUAUUAGGAAAGCCAAUCAAAUCAAAACGCAUUCACAAAAUGUUUUCUUUGGAGUUGAGUUUCUUUGAUUCUGUAUUGACUUUGUUUUGUGGGUUACUUGCAUUUACAAUAUGCAAAGGAGUAUAUUUUCUGAAAGCCAGAAGAGAAAAGUUUUUAAGACUUGCCGAGGAUGUGAAAAGCCCUGCAAUGCAUUGGUUAUAUGGUCAUCUGAAUAAAUUUUCGGCUUCGGAAGAAGGUUUAUUGAAUUCUGCGAAGAGGGCAAUUACGUUUCCAAAAAUGAGUAUGAUGUGGUUCGGACCUUUCGAAGCAUCGCUAGAAUGUUAUCACCCAGAUACUGUUGAGCCGCUUCUUUCUCAUAAUAUUCCAAAAGCAACAAUUGCGUAUAAAUUUCUCCGACCAUGGAUCGGCAAUAGUAUAUUGAUGGCUGAAGGUGACGAAUGGAAGAGAAAAAGAAGAUUAUUGGCUCCUGCAUUCAGUACUAAAGCGAUUGAAUCAUAUAUUCCAGUUUUCAAUGAAACUUUAAAUAUCAUGAUCAAAAAAUGGAAAAAUCAAGAUGGCACCUUGAAAGUUGAUGACACUGUCAACUUAAUGGCAUUGGACGCAGUUUUACGUUGUUGCAUGUCACGCAACAUGGAUCCCCAACACGAGAGCAAAGAAUCAAAAGAAUUCGUUGACGCUAUCAGAAGCCUGAACUUUAUGAUAAUACAACGAAUUAUGAGACCUUAUCUGUGGAAUGACCAGUUAUUUCGAUGCAGUGGGAUGGGGGAGAAAUUUUAUCGAGCAUGCGACAUUGUUCACAAGGAAUCGGAAUACAUAAUACAAAUGAAGCGGGCUGAUUUGGAGCAAAACAAUAAUAACAACAAUGAAAGUGAUUCCAAGCGCUUCAGAGAUUUUUUGGAUUUAUUACUUGCCGGAAAAGAUGAGCACGGGGAACAACUUACGGAUGAAGAAAUAAGGGCAGAAGUUGACACUUUCGUAUUCGCGGGGCAUGAUACUACAUCAAGCGCAAUUUCAUGGACAUUGUACUGUUUAGCAAGGAAUCCUAAAUAUCAGCAAAGAUGUUACGACGAACUUAUGGAAAAUCUGACUGAACACAGCUUCGUAUAUUGGUCAGACCUCGAUAACAUCCCUUUUGUUAAACAAUGCAUAUUGGAAGCAUUGAGACUAUAUCCUCCAAUAACCGGAGUGGGGCGUUGCCCGCAUCAACCAAUAACUAUACAGAACAAAACUGUUCCAGAGAACAAUAACAUAAACAUCAGAAUAUUUGAUUUGCAUAGACAUCCUGGAAUUUGGCAAGAUCCAGAGGUAUAUGAUCCUGAACGGUUUUCAAAAGAAGAAAACGAACAGAGGUGUAAAUACGCAUUUAUUCCCUUUUCCUUGGGACGGAGAAAUUGCAUCGGACAACGAUUCGCCAUUACUCUAGCAACUGUUGCUAUCGCGAAGGUGUUAGUCAGAUACGAAUUGUAUGUCGAUGACGACACGCCAAAAGCAGUCAUGGAUCCCGGUGUCAUACUUCGGUCAAAAAACGGAAUCUUUGUAAAGAUACGAGCACGAAAGACUGAAGCGAUCGAAAAUUAAAGUGUCUUUUUUAUUAUUGAAAUGUAUGAAUAUUAACAAUAGAAAAAUACUAAUUACAUUCCAAAAUAUAAUGCAAAUGCUAACGAGUUGCUUGAAUCUUGGAAAUAAAAAAGAAUCGGAGUUGCAGCUGACUAGAACAAUGCAGUGCCGUACACUGCUGACCGCGUGAGUAAGCCUUACGUUUCUAGGAAGUUCAGCAGAUUGUAGAAAAUUAUGUCAAAGAUACCAAUAUGUUAAAAUACACCAACUGGAAGGAUGUUUACAAGCAAUGAAGCAAAGUUUCUCUUUAUUUACUUGCGUAUUUCUUUUAUCAAUAUCUGGGCCGCUUUUUCGAUGACAUUCACUAGUCAACAUUACCUAUUCUAGAUUUUUAGUGGAGAGAAGAAUGACCCGAAUACACCUUGAAACUGGUAUUCACAUUUUUAGACAUCGUUGGUCUCACGAAUCACUUUCGAAAUAGGGUAACUUUAACACAAAUUUGUUGAAGACUUGUAACAAUGACUUAAAUGUAACAAAACUCCUUGUUUUGCGAUAUAAUUUUGUAUUUUCGGAAACGGGGGGUCGUAAAAAAUAAAAUCUAAUUAAUCGAAAAUGAUGUUUUAACAUCUAACGCAUCUCUGUACACAUCCUUUUUUCAAGAGAACUCGUAGGCCACGAAAAAUCCUUUAAUUUAAAAUAAAGCAUGUUUCACGACUGUAUUCCAAAAAUUCAAAAUUGUUGCAAUCAGGUGAUCGGAAAAUCCCCAGUUGGCACCAAUAAUAAUAUUAUUAUACGCUAACUAGAUAAGUAAAUUUGUAAAGCGCAAAAAUGAUGCAAUAACUCCGCCUUCGCGUUCUGAUUAUGCAUGCUGAAAUUAUGGUGUUUGAUGUCUGCCGCUUUUGCGGAUUCAUUACGAGAAAACUCUCGUCACUGCUUAAUAAUCCAAAAUACAAAAAUUGACGCACGGCGCCAAAGAGGAGGAAACUAAAUCCUGUUAUCGGAUCCUUUCGGAAUCGAAUACUUUGAAAUUCGGUAUUCUAAAAACUGAAUUGCCCAACCAUAGUUGAAGUGACAUUGUAACAUUCCUUACCCCCAUUUAGUGCUCAAUUUUAACAGAAAAAAUCACUGUUUAAUCGGAGGUGUGCGACCUCUCAAUUCACAGUUCUCAACACUACAUCCAUCACGAUUCCCAUCAGAAGACAGUUGUUCUUGUAUGGUAUUAACAACUCAAUUUUUUUUUAGAGUAAUCUCGUCUUGGAUGAAAUAUGAAAUUCAUGUUCGCAUGUAUACAUUUGGUUGAGAAGGGUCAUUUCGUCAUAUACGUCACCAAUAGUUAAUUAUUUGAUAUACAUACAAAUGUUAAAUUAACGUUUCCCUAUUGGCCCGCAGAUCGCAUAACCAUGAACUUGAUACAU